Messenger RNA from Acanthopagrus latus (yellowfin seabream), 1070 nucleotides. RefSeq names its product interleukin-1 receptor accessory protein-like. The record is from RefSeq and is a predicted model, not a curated record. The transcript is spliced from 4 exons. Bases 155 to 547 code for a protein of 130 amino acids. NCBI's taxonomy places the organism in Eukaryota, Metazoa, Chordata, Actinopteri, Spariformes, Sparidae.
CAACAGAGAACAUGACAAGGCAUGGUUCUGAGGAAAUCCCCUGUGUCUGAUACAUAUGUAAUGAGCGGACGAAGGGGAAGUGGAUUGUUUGUGUGUAUAUAUAGUAAAGCCAAACGCCAGUCAACAGCACAGAGCUGUCACUGGAGGAGUCAUUAUGAAGCUGCCGUCUGUUGUCAAAGUUUCUGAGGAUGAAUCUCCAAAGAUCAUUGGGCCGCGUCGCAUCACCAUAAAAGCUCAGCCAGGACAGCGGCUGCUUCUUCACUGUGAGGCGUUUGCAAAUUGUGAACCUGAUCAGACAAUCAUCUACUGGCUUAUCAAUGGCUCUUUCCCUGAGGACACGCCCAGCAGUGGCAGAAUCGUAGAGUCAGAGGAAUCCACGUUGGCGGAAGGUGCAAUCCUUCAGAGGAGUCUGCUGUUGAAGAACAUCACAUCAGAGGACCUCAAAUCCACCUUCACCUGUGUGGUGACCAAUGCUGCUGGAACAGCCCAAAAGUUCACAAGACUAAAAAGGAGUGGUUGUCAUGUGGGAAAAAACAGAAAGCAAUGAAUGUUACUGCAGGAAAAAGUGGAUUUUUUUCUGAGCAAUUUUUCACUCGCAAACUAACUCAUCUUUGACGAGAGUCAACCAAAUCUGUGAAUUUAUGAUGUGAUACUGCUGGGUGGGAGAACUGUGAUGACGAAAAGUUGGGAAUGUGAAACUUGAGGUGCAUUUGGUUCCACAGCGGAACAACAUGUUCUUUUGAUGGCUUCCCCUCAGUGAAGAAAUGUAGCGUGAAAAUGUAGAAAGCGACACCUUCUGAUCCUUUUGGAAAGAAAAAAAAAUAGAAGUAGCUUCUUUAUCCAAGGAACACAAUGUCCAGAUUCAACAUUUCAUGUGGAACUGAAUGCACUCUGUUUACAAUGUUAGUGAACUGUCUAAAUGACUGUUUUUUAAACAACUAUUACACAAAUGUAAUAUCUAUUGACUGUAGAAUAUAUGAAAAAAUAUUGCAGCAGUUCUUUGCUAUGAUUCUGUAUCUUUCCUGUGUCUGUAUACUUUUGAACCACAUUAAAAAUAUACUAUAUAGCAA